AUGAGAGGGGCAGGAGCAAAGCCCACAAAGCUGCAGGUGGAGCCUCCAGGUCCAAGCCUGGCCUGCCUGGAAGGGGAAGGGUCUGCGGAGACGUCAGAGGCCAUCAGCUCCCAGGGGACCGUUAAAGUUGCUGUGCUGCCAGGUGGGCUAGGGGAUGACAAGGCCCUGCAGUGUGACUUGGGGGCAUCACCUGAGCCCAUGCAAGUAGGAUUGGUGAAGAGGAUUUGUGGGCUGGAGAGGAUGGCCGUCUGUCUCCUGGGCUGGCAGUCGGCUCUGAUUGCACGAAGCAGACAUGUGACCCCUCCAGCCAGCACCGUGGGCCUGGCAGGCCUGCUCUUCUGGGCAGUCCAAAUAGUGAAUGCCUCGAAGCUGCCCUCUGCUUCCCUCACCCUGACUCGGCCUGAAAGCACAGCUAUGCAGCCCCUGAGUGGCCUGGGGGUGCCCCAGUACCACCGGAAAUACUACAUCUCUGCCCAGGACAUGAGUUUAUUGGAUUAUCACAACCACAUCCAGGCCAGCAUGUACCCACCCGCUGCCAACAUGGAGUACAUGGUCCGGGAUAAGCAGCUAGCCAGGUCUGCCAAGGCCUGGCCCACCCAGAGCAUCUGGGCCCAUGGGCCCUCACAGCUGAUGAGAUAUGUGGGCCAGAACCUCUCCAACCAUUCUGGCCAAGUGAGGAGUGUGGUAGACCUGGUGAGGUCUUGGUCUGAGGAGAAGCAGCAUUACCUGUUUUCUGCCCUGAAGGACUGUAACCUGCACUGCCCCUGGCACAACAGCGGCUCUGUUUGCUCCCACUACACCCAGUUACUCCUCUGCCAGGACUGGGAUGGGGGAGCAAAUCCUGGUCCGGGUAACUGGAUCAGCAAGGCCUCAAACAAGAUGGGGAGGCCGUAUUCUGCCGGUCUACCCAGCUACCAAGGCAUCUGCAAUAGCAGCAUGUGCUUCUUGGGGCUGAAAUCCAACAGGCUCCUGUGGGUCUGAAUUUUCCCAGUCUUUGGCUGGGCCCACCUUCAAAGAUCCCUCUGCAGACACUGGGGGUAGAAAUGAUUUCUUUUUCUUUUUUUUGUAGAGACAGAGUCUCACUUUAUGGCCCUCGGUAGAGUGCCGUGGCCUCACACAGCUCACAGCAACCUCCAACUCCUGGGCUUAAGCGAUUCUCUUGCCUCAGCCUCCCAAGUAGC
Molecule: messenger RNA, 1181 nt
Organism: Nycticebus coucang (slow loris)
Lineage: Eukaryota; Metazoa; Chordata; Mammalia; Primates; Lorisidae
Gene: R3HDML
Product: R3H domain containing like
Source: RefSeq, a predicted model, not a curated record